GACUGAAGUCUGUGGGAGUAGUUCAAGAUGUGUAGCUCCAUAGCACCCAGGCUGUGGUUUUUGACUGAUCGCCGUAUCCGGGAAGACUACCCCCAGCAGGAAAUUCUGAGGGCGCUCAAAGCCAAAUGUUGCGAAGAGGACCUGGACUUUCGGGCCUUGGUGAUGGAUGAAGUGGUCCUGACCAUCGAGCAAGGAAACCUGGGUCUUCGAGUCAAUGGGGAACUCAUCACUGCGUACCCACAGGUAGUUGUGGUUCGUGUGCCAACACCAUGGGUCCAGAGUGACAGUGACAUAACGGUUCUUCGCCACCUAGAGAAGAUGGGCUGCCGGCUGAUGAACCGUCCCCAGGCCAUACUCAAUUGUGUCAACAAGUUCUGGACUUUUCAAGAACUGGCUGGCCACGGCGUGCCUCUUCCUGAUACUUUCUCCUAUGGUGGUCAUGAACAUUUUGCCAAAAUGAUUGAUGAAGCAGAAGUUUUGGAGUUCCCUAUGGUUGUGAAGAACACGCGUGGUCAUAGAGGCAAAGCUGUGUUUCUCGCGAGAGACAAGCACCACUUGGCAGACCUGAGCCAUCUCAUCCGCCACGAGGCCCCUUACCUGUUCCAGAAGUACAUCCAGGAGUCCCACGGCAAAGAUGUCCGUGUCAUCGUAGUGGGAGGCCGUGUAGUGGGCACUAUGCUGCGCUGCUCAACGGACGGCAGAAUGCAAAGCAAUUGCUCGCUCGGUGGCAUCGGAAUGAUGUGCUCGUUGAGCGAACAAGGCAAGCAGCUGGCCGUCCAGGUGUCUAACAUCCUGGGGAUGGAUGUGUGCGGCAUCGACCUCCUCAUGAAGGACGACGGCUCGUUUUACGUCUGCGAGGCCAACGCAAAUGUAGGUUUCAUUGCCUUUGACAAGGCUUGUAAUCUAGACGUAGCUGGUAUCAUAGCGGACUACGCCGCUUCCCUCCUUCCCCCCGGCCGCUUGACGCGGCGCAUGUCCUUGCUCUCCGUGGUGUCCACGGCGAGCGAGACUAGCGAGCCGGAGCUGGGCCCUCCAGCUAGCGCCGCUGUCGAUAACAUGAGCGCCAGCUCCAGCUCGGUCGACAGCGACCCUGAAACCACGGAGAGGGAGCUGAUGCCGAAGCUCCCGGAGGGUCUGUUCAACAUGAACCAGCUAAUAGCCAAUGAGAUUAAGCUCCUGGUGGAGUGAUGCCACAGGUGUGUGCGUGUGUGUAUAUAUAUAUAUGACCAACUUUCUUGUACAUUUCUUUU
Euleptes europaea (tarantolino) is the source of this 1250-nucleotide messenger RNA. RefSeq names its product ribosomal modification protein rimK like family member B (gene RIMKLB). The transcript is spliced from 5 exons. The record is from RefSeq and is a predicted model, not a curated record. NCBI's taxonomy places the organism in Eukaryota, Metazoa, Chordata, Lepidosauria, Squamata, Sphaerodactylidae. Gene Ontology annotation, cellular component: cytoplasm. Gene Ontology annotation, biological process: protein modification process. Bases 28 to 1188 code for a protein of 386 amino acids. Gene Ontology annotation, molecular function: ligase activity, forming carbon-nitrogen bonds; metal ion binding; ATP binding.